AGAAGAAUUUUCUUCUUCAUUCUUCACCAACGGUCGUAGUUUAUCGCAAGUAUCCUGUGUGGUAAUAAAUGGGCUUGGAUUCUUUAAACAAUAAAAGGUGUACUUUGUUGAAUAAUUUCACCUUAAUUUAUGAACGUAAUGAGAAGUCAACGAUUCGUAUUUAAUUGAAAAAGUAAUUUGCAAAAUCAAUAUUAUAAUGUUUAUUAGUAUAACGUUCGGUUUUACAAUUUUGUGUAUUGUUAAUGCAAUAAACAUUGACAACGAACUUCGAGUUACUAAAAUAGAUUGUUACGAACGUAUAGCCAUUGGUCAAAGACUAAAUUCAAGUAAUAUUUACAAGAUUUUCAAAUAUAAAACUGUGAAUGAAUGUAAAAAAGAAUGUUCUGAAGAAAACGCAGUUUGUAAGUCCUUCAGUUUUGGGAUAUCCGUUAAAGGUAACGGUUCAUGCGAACUUGGUUCAAUCAACAUAAAAGAAACAGGAGAUUUAAAACCAGUUGGUACUGUAUCUGAUGUAGAUUUUGAUUUAUAUAUUAAAAAAACAGGAUGUACAGUAGUUUCGGAUGAGUUUCCAUAUCGUAAACCUCCUUUGGAAGAUAAAUUUUUGGUACCCAAUAUACAUGAUGGAGUUCAAAAGGUACAGACAAUUGUGAGCGUCGCUAGUGGUCCUCAAUCUGUACUUAACCCCAUUCAUGGAAUCUUAGUAUCUCCAGAUAAUAAAAAAGUGAAUAUUUGGGAUACUACCAACGAUUGGUAUAAAGAAAUAAGCAAAAUUUAUCCAAAUUAUUAUGAUUCAUACAAUUUUGGAUCCGAUAAUAAUUUUGAUUUAUAUCAUUAUGCUCAAUCAACCAAUGUUCCUUAUAAAGAUAUUAGUAGAUACGACAAUGAAUUCCAUUAUACGAGAAACAACAACAAAGUACCAACAAAUUCUUAUAAUACAAAAUCGGAAUUUCGUCUAUAUCCUACUCCACAUAAAUACGGUUCAGUAAUUCCACAUCCUAACAAUUAUUAUGAAAGACCAACUCACCUCGAUUACCCUUAUCCAUCCCAUAAACCAAGUAAUAAACCUGAAAGUAAUGGGUAUCAGUAUGAUCACCCACAAAGACCAUAUCAACCACAUCAACAACAUCAACCACAUCAACCACAUCAACCAAACUAUCAAUCGAAGCCAGUUUUUUCAUCAUUUAUUUACGAAAUUGAUUCUAAUAAUCAACCUAUUUCUGAAUCGACUCCACCAAAGAAAAUAAACUCUGUAUCAAAUUCUACUGGAUCCAAAAGGCCUGAAAACACCUUUUCGAAACCAAUCGUUACACAUAGUAAAGGCUACAAUGGAAUGCAGAUAACAUCUAUUAUCACCGAAAUUAAAGAUGUUGAUUGUGAUCCAACUUCUUGGAUUCCCGACGUAGUCUCUCCUGGUAACUACAUAACUCUUUCAGCUGGAUUUUGGGGAACAUUCCAGAAAUUUUUAGCACUUUCUAGAGCAUCGAUUAUAAUAGUUAAACACAUUUUAGACCUUUCUGAUACCAGAAAUUUGGUAGAUCUUUUCAGAAAUUCUUAUAGAACAUUCAUAACCAUCCACCGCGACCAAACUCCCUUACUACGACCUAGAGACCAAGGGGUAUUUACUACCCCAACGGGAAGUUGA
This is a messenger RNA of Diorhabda sublineata, 1642 nucleotides long. RefSeq lists its product as uncharacterized. NCBI's taxonomy places the organism in Eukaryota, Metazoa, Arthropoda, Insecta, Coleoptera, Chrysomelidae. The transcript has 6 exons. The record is from RefSeq and is a predicted model, not a curated record. The coding region runs from base 197 to 1642 and encodes 481 amino acids.